Messenger RNA from Triticum turgidum subsp. durum (durum wheat), 909 nucleotides. The record is from the annotation of a GenBank genome assembly. Lineage: Eukaryota; Viridiplantae; Streptophyta; Magnoliopsida; Poales; Poaceae.
AUGUCCAUGUCGAGCCCGGUGCACGCCCGGAAGGCCCUCCACCUAGUUGCCAUGAAGGCCAAGCUGCAGAGCUUCCUCGGCCUCCGCCUCCUCGUCGUGGCCGCCCUCGCCGCCUUCCUCCUCCUCUUCUCCGCGCGCACGCUCUUCUCCUCCUCCUCCUCCCCCGGCUCUGCCGCCUCCUCGCACCUGCACCUUAGCGGCGACGGGUCGUGCUCCAAGCUGCCGGCGCCGGUGGCCGACGCGCUGGUGCACUACGCGACGUCCAACUCGACGCCGCAGCAGACGGCGGCGGAGAUCGGGGUGUCGCUGCGCGUCCUGCAGCGCCGCUCGCCCUGCAACUUCCUGGUGUUCGGGCUGGGCCUCGACAGCCCCAUGUGGGCGGCGCUCAACCACGGCGGCCGCACCGUGUUCCUCGAGGAGGACGCGUCCUGGAUCGCAUCCGUCCGCGCCAAGCACCCGGGCCUCGAGUCCUACCACGUCGUCUACGACACCCGCCUCACCGAGGCCGACGAGCUCAUCGCCCUCCGGGACCACCCGGGCUGCACCGCGCAGCCGGACCUCGCCGCCGCCGCCGAGGCCUCCUGCCGGCUCGCGCUCCGCGGCCUCCCCGCCGCGUUCCACGAGGUCGAGUGGGACCUCGUCAUGGUGGACGCGCCCACGGGGUGGGUGCCCGAGGCGCCCGGGAGGAUGGGCGCCAUCUACACCGCCGGCAUGGUGGCGCGCGCGCGGCGGCCCGGCGACGGGGCGACCGACGUGUUCGUGCACGACGUGGACCGGACGGUGGAGGACAGGUUCUCCAAGGCGUUCCUGUGCGACGCGUACCUCGCGGAACAGGUCGGCCGGAUCAGGCACUUCGUCAUCCCCAGCCACAGGGAGAAGCCCGGCACGCCCUUCUGCCCUCUCAAUUGA